Prorocentrum cordatum is the source of this 540-nucleotide messenger RNA. The record is from the annotation of a GenBank genome assembly. Lineage: Eukaryota; Dinophyceae; Prorocentrales; Prorocentraceae.
AUGCAGGAAGCCAUCGCAACUGGCGAUGAUCGUUUGGUAAGUUCAUUCCACGCGCUGGAGCUCGAGAUCAUGGACGUGCGCACGCUAUUCUUACUGCUGGACCGCGACAGGAAGGGAUACGUCAGCACAGAUGAGUUUUUACUGGGGUGUUUCCGGUUGAAGGGGGAAGCAAGGACACUGGACAUCAUGAAGUUGCAGUACCAGUGCGAGUGGAUCAUGCACAACGUCUUGAGCAUGAGUGACAAUUUGGAAAACGUUCGCGACAUAUUGUCUCAGAUAUCAACGGGCUUAGACGCCUCUGCCCUGCAAGCAGAGUUGGCCAAGAAGAACGAAUCAGGCCCCAGCUUUGCCACUGUAACUGCUGACCCCUCCCCAUGCCUCUACAGAAGCCUCUCUGCGCAGGUCACGCGCCAGCAUUGGGAGGAGGUGCUCAAGCAAGGUCGCCUGAACAGUGAUGAGUGUGACAGUCCUCGCAUCCCGAUCAGCCCGUCGCGCCCCAUUCAGCCCGCAGUAUCAGUAGCAUCAUCAGCUCGUGCCUGA